Drosophila biarmipes is the source of this 642-nucleotide messenger RNA. RefSeq lists its product as uncharacterized. The transcript is spliced from 4 exons. Bases 15 to 551 code for a protein of 178 amino acids. NCBI's taxonomy places the organism in Eukaryota, Metazoa, Arthropoda, Insecta, Diptera, Drosophilidae. The record is from RefSeq and is a predicted model, not a curated record.
AAAACUAUUAAGCCAUGGACCCGAUUAGAUGGACAGCAGUGUUUUUACUUAUGUUUUCCUUUACAGUGAUUAAGGUAUCUUCCAAGUUUGAGUUUACCAAUUUAAACUGUACUUCCUUGGACCCGGCAUUUAUGGAUGUACCAGAGUGUUUCUUGAAGUCUGCAAAUCGCACCUAUAAGUACAUGACAAUAAAGACAAAGUUCUAUAAAUUGCCAAUCGAUAAUGUAAUGAUAAGGGUGAAAGUGCUGAAGAGACUGAAUGGAUAUAAGCCCUUCCUGUAUGACUUCAAUUUUGACGGCUGUAAAUUCCUGAAGGGAAAACAGAAUCAGUUGAUACAGUUUUUCUACGAGAUGUUUGCUCCGUAUUCAAACCUUAACCACUCGUGCCCCUACAAUCAUGACGUUUAUGUAGAUAAAUUGCCAAUUAGCUAUCUGGACCACAGAGUGACUGUCCUUCUUCCAGUCCCCGAAGGAGAUUACUGCAUUCACAGCAUUUUUUCCAUAGGAAGAAAAGAUAAGUUUGACUUAAAGGUUUAUUGUCAAAUUUCUUAAUGAGUUCAACUGACAGAUCUUUAUUAAAAACUUAAUUAUACAAAUCAUGUGGAAAAAAAACUAAUUGACCUAAUUGUAGUUAUGCCUUGGA